Panonychus citri (citrus red mite) is the source of this 967-nucleotide messenger RNA. RefSeq lists its product as uncharacterized. The coding region runs from base 9 to 902 and encodes 297 amino acids. NCBI's taxonomy places the organism in Eukaryota, Metazoa, Arthropoda, Arachnida, Trombidiformes, Tetranychidae. The transcript is spliced from 3 exons. The record is from RefSeq and is a predicted model, not a curated record.
GAUUGUUGAUGGACUCAGAUGAAUGUGAAACGGACAUUGAAAAUGAUCCCUGUAGUAAUGUCGAUGAAAAUGUUCAAAGAGACGAGAAUAUGAAAAGUAAAAGAACUAAAUCAAAUGACCAGAUUGUACAAGAUUUAGAUAAAAAAUUGAAUGCUCUCGCUUCAUCUACAUCAAGGCUUUCUGAUAAUGAUAUUCUUGGAUCGACGAUAAAAACCACAGUGGAAAUAAUCCAAGAAAUAUAUCAAAAGUUAAUGAAAGUGGAGCAAGAGCCAAAUACAAUCGUGCAUAAAGUUCCUGUGAAAGAUGAUACAUAUAAAAUACGAAAAAAGAAUUGGAUCUUUUUGGAGGGUAAAGUUCAAUUAGAAUUAGAUAAAUAUGAAAGCGCUUUGUGUAAAUCAAAGCCUAAUAAUCCUUCAUCUUUGGGCUACCAGCUAGUGAAAACAGCUUUUCCUGAAAGUUACAUAAAAAAUGUAACAAUUGGGAAAAAAUUCCUAACUGAAAAUGAGCUUGCAAAGUUUCGUGAUAACUUUCGUGAUGAAAAAGUACCUUUGGUUUAUGCCUGGAGUUUUAAAGAUCCUUUCAGUGAGCCUUUCAGAGGAUCAUUUGAGUUUCAUUUGGGUAGAAAAAGAAUCAAAUCACUAAUAGAUCAUAUCUUCAGAAAAUCUGAAAUAUUUGAAUACACUGAAAGACAAGAAUAUGAUGUCCGUGAAAGAAUGAUCAAAGAAAUGAGCAGAAAAAAUGAAGGGAAAAAGAAUAAAUUCACUGGAAAAGAAAAGACUGAUCAAGAUGAUGACGACAUUUCAAUGAAUGGAAAUUCUGAUGGUGACUCAGGCGAAUUUCACGAUGCCAACAGUGAUAUUGGAGACGAAUCUUUUCAAUUGAAUAAGCAAUGGGAUGACUGAAUAUAAAAAUAUUAUUUUCUUUACACUUGAACGUUAAAAUUAAAAUAUUUAGAAUUUGAUAUUAA